UCGCCGGUAAACCCGUACGGAGGACUGCUGCCGAUAGCACAGCCAAGAGUCCGUUCCUGUACUCGGCCUUUGGUGUGAAGAAACAGAUCAAACAACUGUCCCAGUGGGUGGCAGAGGAGGUGGCAGAGGUGUCUCUAACACUGACCAACCUGUUUGAGUUUCCGCUGGUCUGUAAGGAUAUCAGUAUAGGUGUGUUGUAUGGGAUGUAG
Sphaeroforma arctica JP610 is the source of this 209-nucleotide messenger RNA. RefSeq lists its product as hypothetical. The record is from RefSeq and is a predicted model, not a curated record. The annotation marks the transcript as partial. The transcript has a single exon. Lineage: Eukaryota; Ichthyosporea; Ichthyophonida.